This is a messenger RNA of Acaulospora colombiana, 647 nucleotides long. The record is from the annotation of a GenBank genome assembly. NCBI's taxonomy places the organism in Eukaryota, Fungi, Glomeromycota, Glomeromycetes, Diversisporales, Acaulosporaceae.
CCCCAAGACUGCUCGAUCGCAUAAUGGACGAAUUUUUUGUUGAUGCGAAUGAAAGUCCAGGAAAUUCCAAUUCCAGAAAUAUAAACAUAACCCGUCAGGCGAACUCACGGUGGCCCACGUACUGGUCUGUUUUGUAUUCGCUUGACAAAGCACCUAACCUGGAUCCCCCCCCAAAUUGUAUCACCACUGUGACAUAUUCUGAUGAAAAUUUGGACGCACAUUAUCUUCAAUCACAUCAGAGCAUGUCCUAUUAUAAGCGCGGGACAUCACAAUUUCACGGUUCCGAACCAAUAUCCAACCCCAACCCAAAAUUACAAUUUCUCGAAAAGUAUGCAGCAAGGAUGAAUGCCAAGUUUGCGAAUCGUCCUGGUAGAGGGAAUGACAUGUCUUCCAAUUCUCACAGUAAUGGACGUCGGAACGAAUGGCACCUUUCCGAUGUACGACAGAAAAAAACCUAUAGGAUGUUGAUAAUGCAGAAUAUUCGUUAUGGUGAUACUGAUCUUUUAAGAUUUUAUUUGGAAAAUUAUGGCGCUCCUAUUAAUGGAAUCGUUAAAUUCACACCUGAGGAGCAGGUCGGUCUCAUGCAAGACCGAGAUUUAGUAGACCUAUUAGAGAAACAUGGUAUACAUGUUGUCUUAACGGAGUGA